GGAGGGGUGAGACUUGUUUCCACUUGUCGGUUGCGUCAAUCAUCGUCAGGUAUCUUCGAACCAUGGCAGAGAGCGAUAGCGACGAUGAGUUGAUGCGCGCGCUCCAAGGGCACGGCCAGCCCGAGGAAUGUGCGUACUGCCAGACGGAAGGCGCGACCUUCCCAUGCACCAAGUGCAAUUCCGUCGUGUACUGCGACAAUGGCUGCUUGCGUCGCCAUUUCAAAGCCCAUCGGGAUCACUGCAUCAAGGUAUAUCUAAAGGAGGAAAGCGAGAGCGAGAGCGAAUACGAGGACGACGACGACGAGGAGGAGGAAGAGGAGAAGGCGGACGCGCUGAGCCGACGGAGGAGCGGCCGUGGCUCCGCGUUAUUUCGCGGGUCGUCCCAAGUGUUUCAAAAUGGCAGCGGUAGCAUGAUGAUUCCUGGCCUCACAGAGGAGCAAAUUGCCCAACUCGUCAAGUUGAGCUCGAAAUCCACCGACGUGCUCAAGUCGUCCAAUGAAAUCUCGGGACUCAAGGCGCAGCUCGAGGAAAUGAUGAAGUCCCAGGUGAACAUGCAGGAGCUGGCCGGUCGCGUGACGACGAUGCAGCAGACCCAAGAGACACAGCAGCAAGCGUCGUCCACGUCGUCGACGCUCCUUCAAAAGUCGGCGUCGCUCAAACAACAUGAGCUGGAAAAACUCAUGCACAAGCUGGAGGCGUUGGAACAGCGCGCCAACUUUAGCGGUGGCGGCGCACCUCCAACGUCGUCGUCGUCGUCGUCCACGAUGCCGCCCAUGAUGAUGAUGAUGCCGCCGCCGCCGCCGGUGGUGAUUUAUACGCCGCUGCUGGUGCAGAACGACGACAAGUUCAAAAAGUACUUUAAACUGCUCAAGAUGGCCAUGCCCGUGGACCAGAUUAAGGCCAAAAUGGAGGUCGAAGGCGUGCCGCCCGCGCUGCUCGACACCCCCACGGCGAUCUCCCCCAACGACCCAGGGGCACCGCCAGGGGCGUACUUGCCGCUGACGGUGGGCGAGGACCCGAAAUUCAAAAAGUACUUUAAGCUCCAAGAGAUGCACAUACCAGUGGACCAAAUCAAAAUGAAGAUGGAAGCUGAAGGCCUCGACCCGGAUCUGCUGGACCACCCCGAGAAAGUCUCCCCCCACGACCCCGGGCCGCCAGCCGUGAACGGAGGGGGGUUUGCGUUUCCGGGAGCUGCCCCCGCCUUGUUGCAACCUGUGGCGGCCCCGUACAUUCCGUUACUCGUCAAGGAUGACCCGGCAUUCAAAAAGUACUUUAAGUUGAUGUCGAUGGGCAUGCCCGUGGAACAAGUGGAGCUCAAAAUGAAAGCCGAAGGUUUCGAUGCAUCCGUGCUUGCUACUCCUGACGCCGUGUCCCCCAACGACCCUGGCCCGCCGCCACCUCAAGCGCCGACCCCACCGGUGUCGGGUGGUCCGAUGGGCGGCGUGUCGAUGGAGCAAAUGUUCGCCAUGGUCAUGCAUCACCAGCAAAUGAUCCAAUCUGGUGCCGCGGGUGGAAGUGGGAUGCGGACCGCCCCCAACGGAGAUGGAGGCGCGGCGCCCGUGCGGUCGGUAAAGGACCAGAUGGCGGCGGAACUGGCGGCCGCGUCGGACGCCGUGCACGACAUCUUUGGAGAGGACACGGUCAAGGCGACGGGCGGCGGCAUGACCAUGGUGGAACAGCUCGAGAAGAAGGCGCGAAAGGACUUGAACAAGAAACUUGUGGAUAAUAUUGACGCCAUCAACACGACCAUCCAAGACCUCUUGACUGUCCAAUUCACGACGGAAGCGCAAGCGGUGCAGUACGCCACGGACGCCGCCAAAAGGUUGGACGCGUUUGGGUUAACGUUGGGGGUGGAUGCCAAUCAAACGUGGUCAGCUCGACUUUUGAUCAAGAACAAGGAUACUCGGGACUGGUACUUCAACGAGCAACAGCGCAUGGACGCUGGACACGCGUACCUGCGUCUGUGGUCGCUGUCGACCCUUGCCAACGACGUAUCCCAGCUGACACAAAAAUACGACCAGAUUGUCAACGCCCCCGUGGUGCUGUCGGCGCAGAACAAGAACAAGAUUGAAGUGAUUGACAAGUUUACCAACUUGCUCAAGGACGCGGUGAAACUGAAACACAAGAUCUUCAAGAACAAGACGUACGACGACGAACUGGCACGCAUGGCGACGCUAAACAUUCCCCAGGAAUACGACAAGCACGGCGAUGAAUUGAUUGAUGCGGCGGCGAUAUUGGCGGCCGCCGCGCUGGACUUUGCAGACGAAGAGCUCCGUGUGUUGGACAAGACUGUGCGAGCCAAGAAGAUUCGAGCGUCCGCAACGGUGCACGUGGGUGAAAAGGCGGUGCAGCUGGUGGGUAUUGUCAACAAGUUGGGCGCGCGGGGGAUGGAUGCAGUCAACGCACGCAUGGGGCCGCUGGACGAGCAGCUGAAUGCGAUCAAGGAGCAGUUUUUCGCUGACAAGGACGAAGAAGAGGAGGACGAUGUGUUGUAAUAAUGGGACUAGUUGGACUUGCGACUAGUAUUUAGAGCAUCUCCAAGGGUAAAUUCGAACCUAUAAUGCUAAAGCAUGGUAGGUUAAA
Messenger RNA from Aphanomyces astaci, 2583 nucleotides. RefSeq lists its product as hypothetical. Gene Ontology annotation, cellular component: WASH complex. NCBI's taxonomy places the organism in Eukaryota, Oomycota, Saprolegniomycetes, Saprolegniales, Verrucalvaceae. The transcript has 13 exons. Gene Ontology annotation, biological process: actin filament polymerization; exocytosis. The coding region runs from base 63 to 2495 and encodes 810 amino acids. The record is from RefSeq and is a predicted model, not a curated record.